AUGAACAUCCGAGUCCAGUCAGAGUCCAAUUACCAAAUCCAGGGUCUGUCGAAGAAAACUUGCUUUUCACACAUUGAGCCCAACCUAAAGGCCCAGAACGAGGUGAAGACUAUGGUUUUAUAGAGAAGACUUACUUUUAUGUUAGUUGUGAGCUGAGGUAUUUCAACAGGUUCACAGGCAGUGUUAAACAAAACUGUUCAAAGAGCUGGAAAUCUUUCACCAUAAUAUUUCUUUUAGAUUUAUUCCUAAAUUGAAGUUCUACAUUUGUAUAGUAUAGUUAUAUAAUGACUUCUCAGGCAUUUGAACCAAGAUUUCCAGCUCUUUAAACAGUUUUGUUGAACAUUUUUAAGCCAAAUAGUCAGCAUUUAGCUCACAUACAUCAUGGCUGUUUACUUGCCUGUGAACCUGUUGAAAUACCUCAGCUCACAACCAACAUAACAUAUAUAUGUAUGUAUAUGUAGUUUUGUAUUUGUAUGUCAGUGAUAUUGCCUGGUGGCAUAAAGACCAGGGGCUUCAGCCUAGGAGUAAGUUUUAUUGCCCCUCCCAAUAUAGUUAUUACAGUACGACGUAAGUCCCUCCCAAAACCUCACAUAAUGCCAUGCCCCAUGUCUAGCCCUAAACCUUAACAUACUCUAUAAAUCACAUUGAGACACCAAGUCUUUGAAUGAUUCAGAGUAUCACACAAACCUAUAUUUAGAAAUUCCACACCUGCUAUAUUAACUCCAAGCCUUGAUGUAUUAAAGGGAUACUAUAGGAUUUAAAUCUACUUUAGCUUAAUGGAGUGGUUCUGGUGUAUAGAUCAUGCCCCUGCAGUCUCACUGCUCGAUUCUCUGCCAUUUAGGAGUUAAAUUACUUUUCUUUCUGUUUAUGCUGCCCUAGCCACACCUCCCCUGGCUGUGACUCACACACCUUGCUGGAAACAAUUGUUUCAUUUUAAUCAGAUGUUAACUUGCUUUAGCCUUUUUAAUUCCAGCUCUUUAAAUUGAGUAUUAAUCACACACAGGAGGCUCUGGCAAGGUCUUGAAGGCUAUUAAUGGAGCAGGAAAUAAGAAAUUCUAAAUUAAACAGAUUGUGCAAUACAGGAACUUAAAAUAACAAGGAUAUUUUCCAGGAAGUGUUUAGAAAGGCUGUACAAGUCACAUUUAGGAAGGUGGGACUAGGGUAGUAUACAUAAGCAAUUUAAACCUAAUGGCAGAACAUUGACCAGUGAGACUGCAUAGGCAUAAUCUAUACACCAAAACAGCUUCAUUAAGCUAAAGUUAUUUUGGUGCCUAUAGUGCCCCUUAAAUCUUUCACUCACAGCAAUACCCCAUACUGUAUUAACGGGAAACUAUAGGCUAGGAAUAUAAAAUCAUAUCCCCUCCAGUGCACAAAGGGUUAAAAAUCCUUAAUUCACUUACCUGAAUCCACCUUUGAUAAUCCUCCCCGAUUAUGCCGCAAGCGCAUUAGGACAGCCCCAUAGGAAAAUGGUAGACAGCCACUAGAAGUGGAAUUGACCCUGCAAUGUAAUUAUUACAGUUUCUCAAUAACUGCAAUAAUUACCAUUGCAGGGUUAAAUGGAUAGGGACAGUGCAACGUGGUCUGGGUGCCUAUACGGUCCCUUUAACCCCACACCCACAGGUAAAAGGUGUGACGGACCGCCUACCACCCCGACUGAAUGCCUCUGUCGAACGAUGCUCCUAGUGCUCGCCAAGGACCAUCAGCACCGCACUCGACACCAUAACCACUGCAAACCCCACGAACCGCCACAGCUUGGUUGGGUUUUGCCGUCCUCCACCCACCCUGGACCCAAGACCGGGCUCCAGCUUCCAGUGGGUGAACCUCUCCUUAGUCCAGAGAGCAAAACAGGAACAGGAACAGCUCUUACAAGAGCUAGUGAUUAUACUCUGGGGAGUAUAGUGAUUAUAGCAAUCCCCUGAGUGUAGUUCUCCAAUCCCACAAACAUGAGCCAAGACUUCAUGAAGGGUAGAACAGGUCUGUUUAAUGCAAGCCAGCACUCACAAUUUAUACAAUUCCUCAGACCAGAGGCCCACUCCUUGGGCCUGAUGGAACACAGGCACACAAACCAAUCAGAACAAUACAACAAUGUCUGACAAUCCCACAUACAACACACAAGCCCUCCACUCUGCCUAUGAUACAAUUAACUAAGACAAUGGACUAACUCAAUUAACUCUAAGCAGAAAAAACAUACAUUUUUCCAAACCCCGAAAAGUACCCCAAAACACAACAUAUCCCUCACAUCUCCUGAUAGCCCCGAUCUGGGUGAACAACAUAUCCAAAAAUCACCCAGAUCAGUUCAGGAAUUUCCUGGAAGUCUUAUUUUUGCCCCACCGUGCACAUGGUCCCAUGCCCAAAACAGUUCCAUACACUCGACGGCAAAACACUGCUGGACAAUUUCCACCGCCACAUGUUUGAAUCUGUUCCAGUUAAAAGUCCAAGGGGCAGAAACAGUGCCUUUAAAAUCCAAUAUGUCCAAAUAGUGUUUUUAAAGGGCAAUAUAUCCCAGGGGCCAUAGACACAGGGCAAGAGGCUGGCAAGCAGGCCUCUCUAAGUCCCAGUGACGAAGGUGCUUUCAUCACAAAAGAUAUUACAGCCCAUAAAAAAAAUCAAUGGAAGUGAGUAGUCUGCUUAAGGUGAGCAUGACUUCAGAAAAUAAAUGGAAUUGUGGUGGCAAGUAACAUUUAGACUUGACUAAUAGCUUAGAAUCUGCACUUUUUCUUGUAAAUAAAUGCACAAGGCAUUUUACUAAACAGUAUGAAUAUUUUUCUGACACAAGAAUUUAAAUUAUUUAUUCAGCAACAGAAACUUUAAUGAUAACUAAUUGAUGAUAGUGUCAUGUUUAAAUAAAUAAUUUGUUGCAGAACAAAUAACCUGAUAUGUAAAUUGUAUUUUGUCCUUAGGAUGAGAAAAAUCAAAUGUUGACAACUUACAUCUGGUACAAUCAGGUAAAUAUCCUAUAAUACACAAAUAGCUAAUUCUCUAUUCUUUUUAACAUCUAAUUCCAAGUUUUAAUUAAGUUUACAGAAUGAUAUAAUUAGAACUUAGAAAGUCAUGACAUAAUGCUGUCCACAAGGGAACGAAUGAAAACAAAAAUGUUAAUCUGCUCUUAUUCCCACUGACACAUGUGGCGAAUGUAUUAUUAAACUAUUCUUACAUAAUUCAAUUGUGCUUCCAUAAUUCAGCUAGUUUAACAUGUAAUUGAAAUUUUACUAUAUUUGGACUCUAAAUCUAUAACAAUGUAGUGUUAAAUCAAUCAUAUUUAUUGUGUGUUUUCUUUAGUCAUGGGUAGAUGAAUUUCUUACCUGGGAUCCCAAUGAUUAUGAAAAUGUGACUCAGAUGACUUUUCCAACAAAUUCUGUCUGGAUCCCUGAUAUAUUUAUUCUAGAAUUGUAAGUAUACCAAUCAAAUUAAGGAUACAAAUAUUGCAAUAUAUAAAUAUAUAUAUAUAUAUAUAUAUAUAUAUAUAUAAUGGUUAGGUGGUUGUUUGUAUGGAUUGGGGUCAUGCUUAUAGCUAUGAUUGGUAAACAUACAUAUACAUAUGCAUACACAAAUACACACAUACACAUAUAUAUAUAUAUAUAUAUAUAUAUAUAUAUAUAUAUAUAUAUAUAUAUAUAUAUAUAUAUAUAUAUAUAGGAUGAGAGCCAGACUAUAGAAAAUUAUUUAUAUCUAUAUAUUGAUAUAUAGAUAUAUACAGUUAGGAACAGAAAUAUUUGUACACUGACACAAUUUUUGUUAUUUUGUCUAUUUACCAUAAUAAAUAUAAGCUACCGUUAAAGGAUCACUAUAGGGUCAGGAACACAAACAUGUAUUCCUGACCCUAUCGUGUUAAAAACACCAUCUAGCCCCCUUGGGCCCCUCAUGCCUUACUAAAUAUAGCAAAAUAUUACUUGUAUUUAAGCCUGAAGCUGUAGCUCUGCUGACAUCAUCAGAAGUGGUGGACUGAUCCAAUCACAGUGCUUCUCCAUAGGAUUGGCUGAGACUGACAAGGAGGCAGAUCAGGGGCAGAGCGAGCACAAUUCAAACACAGCCCUGGUCAAUCAGCAUCUCCUCAUUGAGAUGAAUUGAAUCAAUGAAUCUCUAUGAGGAAAGUUCAGUGUCUGCAUGCAGAGGGAGGAGAUACUGAAUGUUUGGAUGCAUUUUAGGCAGCCAUGAACCAGGAAGGAUCUCUAACAGCCAUCUGAGGAGUGGCCAGUGAAGUUAUCACUAGGCUGUAAUGUAAACACUGCAUUUUCUCUGAAAAGACAGUGUUUACAGCAAACAGCCUGAAGGUAAUGAUUCUACUCACCAGAACAAAUUCAAUAAGCUGUAGUUGUUGUGGUGACUGUAGUGUCCCUUUAAAUGAUGAGUAUGUGCUUAAAGUAUAGCCUCUCGGCUUUAAUUUGAGGGUAUUCACAUCCACGUUGGAAGAAGGGCUUAGGAAUUACAGCUCUUUAAUGUGUAGCCCUUUCUUUUUCAAGGGACCAAAAGUAAUAGGACAAGUGACUCAAAAGCUGUUGCGAGGAGAGUGGAGGGCUAUUCCUUCGGUAUUUCUUUAUCAAUUAAGCAAGUAAAAGAUUUGGAAUAGAUUCUAGGAGUGUCAUUCACAUUUGGAAGCUUUUGCUGUGAACCCACAACAUGCGGUCUAAAGAGCUCUCAAUGCAAGUGAAACAGGCCAAUGAAACAGGCCAUCCUUAGGCUGCAAAAAAAAAAUAUAUCAGAGAGAUAACAGGAACAUUAUGAGUGGCCAAAUCAACAGUUUGGGAUAUUCCAAGAAAAAAAGAAAGCACUGACUAACUCUGCAACUCUGUAAUUACUCUUGAUGCAACAUCACUGCUCUGAGUUACUAUGACAGCUCUCUGUAUAAUACACAUUUUCAAUAGUUUUUUUGUUUUGCAUAUAGCAGUCCAUGUUAGCAGUUCAUGUUGGUAAGCUCAUUAGCUCUUUUGGCUUCCAAUAUCAUUUUUAUGCGGAUGACAUGCAAAUCUAUCUCUCCUCUCCUGAUCUCUCCCCGUCCCUCUUGACUAGUGUCUCUAACUGCCUCUCUGCUAUUUCUAAUUGGAUGGUUGCCCACUUCCUAAAACUCAACUUGACCAAAAUUGAAAUUCUGGUCUUUCCUCCCUCAAGUGUUGCUACUCCUGUGUCUGCGUCCCUCCAAGUCAACGGUGCUACCAUCAGCUCCACCAUGCAGGCUCGCUGCCUAGGUGUUCUCUUUGACUCUGACCUCUCUUUCACACCUCAUGUCUAUCGUCAAAUACUGCCGCUUCCAUCUCAAAAACAUUGCGCGCAUCUGACCCUACUUAACACCAGAUGCGACUAAGGUGCUGGUCCAUUCCACUGUCCUUUCUUGCCUUGACUACUGUAAUCUGCUUCUCAGUGGUCUUAUGUGCUUCCAACUUGCGCCGUUAUAGUCCACAAUGAAUGCGAUGGCAAGGCUAAUCUUCCUGUGCACCCGCACCUCCCACACCUCAUCCUUCUGUCAGUCCCUACAUUGGCUUCCUGUAAGAUAUAUGGCUCAAUUUAAAAUUCAGGUUCUUGCUUUCAAAUCUCUACAUAAUGCUCUUCCCUCCUAUGUAUUCUCCCUAAUACACAAGUAUGUCCUGUCUAGACCCUUAUGCUCUGCUGAAGACUUACAUCUAUCUUCUGUCCAUACUUCCACCUCUGAUGCUCGCCUUCAAGACUUCUCGAGGGCUGCACCGUUCCUGUGGAACUCACUUCCUUCCUUCGUUAGAUGGUCACCCAGUCUCCACUCCUUCAAAAAAUCAUUAAAAACCCACUUCUUCGUAAAAGCGUAUUAAUUGAACUGCUAAUAGCUCCCUACUUAUUCCUCUCUUGCAACUGUCAUUAGACUAAUACUAUCCUUACAUUUUGUGUCACUUUACCCCACUCCCUCUAGCAUGUAAGCUCAUUGAGUAGGGCCCUCAACCACUCUGUUCCUGUGUGUCCAGCUUGUCUGGUUACAACUACAUGUCUGUUCGUCCACCCACUGUAAAGCGGUGCGGAACUUGUUGGCGCCAUAUAAGUAAUAACAUAAUAAUAAUAAUGUUAGAAAACAUUUUAAACUAUGUUUAAACUAUAUUUUUCAUGUGUGAUUAGUUUGUACUGAUAACUUUCAACUUUUUUUCAGAUCAUGAUACUUCCAUAUAUCUUCCUCAAUGAGAUCAUAAGAUGAGGGCACAUACCAUUUUGCAUUGUGGUAAUAUCGGAGGCUAUACUUUUGUAGCAUUUAGGAAUUAUCCUGAGAAUAGUACAUCUAUAUCUAUACUGUGUUCCUUUAGUUUCACCAUUUUCAUGUUUAGAAUACUGAUAUGCUGUUACAUAUGGUAUAUGAGUGCAUGUAUGAGUUGUUCAAUUCUUUUUUCUCAGUGUGGAUAUAGAAAAGUCCCCAGAUGUCCCUUUUGUCUCCAUCAACAACGAAGGCCGAAUCCACAAUAACAAACCCAUUCAAAUAGUGACUUCCUGCAACCUUAAUAUCUACUAUUUCCCGUUCGAUUUGCAAAACUGUACGCUCACCUUCACCAGCUGGAUUCAUCCAAGUAUGUUUUUUACCAUCCUAUUGUGAUGAGGGUAUUCCACUGAGGAACCCUUACCUGAGGAACCUCCAAUGAGUAUAAGAAAGUAUUAGUGUGAAAGCAUUAAUUUUACAUUUAGAAUUAAUUCACACAUAUAUAAUGCAAAACUGUUAUCACUAAGGUUUAGAAGACACUAAGUAUCACUUAGUCUUAAUAUGUGCAGAAAAUACCACAAAAAAAAAGCUGAAUAACCAUGAAAGUGUUCUGUAAUUAGUACACCAACAUGGAGGCAGGAUUUAUUUUAGAACAAAGUCUCUAUAGAUCCAUAUAAGGUAAAUUGGAACUUUCAAAACAAUAAAUAAUACAAUUAUUGAUUGCUAAACAAUGUAAAAAACAGUGUAUAUAAAUUUUAGAGCAUUUUUGUGCUUUGUCUUUUAAUGUUAUUUUUGUUGUUGUUUGUGUGAAAUGCAUUCUAGUUCAUGAUUAGAAACCAGCCUAGAUGUGGCUAUAUGCAAGAAAUGUUCUAACCACACAGGGUCUGAAUUGUUAAGAUAAAAUAUAUAUAUUUUUUUCAUAUACAGUAGAUGUGAUAAAAAUAAAUAGAUUUGCAAGGACCCUGAAGGCAAUAGUCAGAGCACACCUUACUACAAAACAACACAAUGUAAAAAUCGUUAUCAAGCUCUGGAAUGAGAAUCAGGGCCGGACUGGGGAUUCCAAAGCAGCCCUGGAAAAAAAUCUAUGCCAGCCCCAUAAGUCAUUGCGCCAUAUAUUGUCGCAUGUAAUAUGUAAGGCUAUGUCUUGCAACCCUAGAUGAUUGAUAUAUAUAUAUAUAUAUAUAUAAAAAACCAAACGGAUCUUGCACUCCACCAAUUCAAUAAUCAAUGCCCAGUGCUUGUCAGCCAAAAAUGCAAAAAAUAUUGCCAGAGAUAGCACUCCAAGGACUAAUAUAAAAUAUAACUUUUAUUACCUCCACUAAAACAACACAAGGUCAACGUUUCAGCUUGAUCCCCUCAAGCUUUCGUCAGGACAUCUGUGACUGAAUUGUAUGAUCCAUUGAAACUUCCUGCACUGUUUGAAAGCAGGGCUGUGCCUGCAUUUUCAGAAAUCUUGCAGGCAUUAAAUAAUUUAAUAGUGACUUCUGGAAGAGAAAUUUGUUCCUCUACAGGCUGGCAAUCAUACCUACAAUAUAAAUGAAGCCGAUUGAGGUUUUUUGGACUCAUUAUCUUACUGUGAAAUACAUUAAAAUAAAACCACUUAUACUUGAUUUUGGUAGUGAAAUGGUUAAUAUUGAUCUGUGGUUUAUGGUAUUCACUAACAUCCAAAUCCUAACCAAAUUAAUGGAUCCCUUUUUUCAAAUGGAUUUCACUGCUGCGGUGAGAUUCAUUUCAAAAUAAUUCAACUAAAUUGAAAACAGCUGAAAUGUGACAGAGUUUCCCUUCUGGAUAAAAAAAUAAAUAAAUUAGGUUUGGGGAAAAUUUAGGUUUGUGGUAUCCUUCCAGGCCUAAUGGGUAUAGUGGGUAGCAUUAGAGUAACUAAGGAUUAGGGAGGAAUAAAGUCUUAUGUGCAAAUUCCCUGGUCUGUAUUAGGGGAACUAAUCAAGGCAAUUCAGUUGCAAUUUGACUGUUUGUGAAUAGCCUAAUGACCCAUAUUACAUGGAGAUUCAGAUGGUUUUAUCAGAAGUGCAGAUGAAUGGAAGUGUAAAUUCAUUUGACUUUUGUGAAUAGCUGAGUGGGUUAAAACAGGUGAAUUGUGACAUCUUACUUUUUUCUUGAUAUAAGAGUAGUACAAUGAGCUUUUGAUGCAAUAAUCCUUUAUGUGGUUCUCUUGUUUUUAUUCCCUUCAAUACCAGGAUCGUGUAUAAACAUUUUUAUUUUUGUGUAUUUUGCUAUAUGAAAUUUGUCCAUAAAGCCUCAGUGACCCUCAUGUAUACUCUAGUUAUGUUAUGUUACCAGCCUGUAGAGCAAGCAUGUCAAACUCAAACUCUAGCAAGGGCCAAAUAAACAAGGUUUAAGUUUAUGAGGGCUGCAAAAAAAACAAACAAACAAAAAAAUAACUUAUUUUCAUAGAAACGUAGGUUUAUUUUGAAAAGUACAGUAUAAAAAAAAAAACAGCAUCCCCCUCUACUAAACCACAGCACCCCCCAUAUACUAAAUCCCAUUCCCCCAUCUAUUAAAUCCCAGCACCCCCCUCUAGCCAACAAACAGACUCCACUCACAUUGCCGCUGCCAGUAUGCGACUCCGGAGCCCGGCCUCUGGUAUACCCCAUAUGGCGCUGUCCACAGCCUGUGCCAAAGUGGAUCCUCCCGCUACUUAUUGACACCAUGUCGACUUCACGUUGGAGUGUGAAUUGGCGUUGCGUGCCUGCGUGCACCUCCAGGUCCUCCACUGUACAGCCACGGCCAUCGCAACACUGACAGACACACACACACACACACACACACACUGACAGACAUACUCACUGACACACACACACACAGACAGACACACACACUCACUGACAGACACACACUCACUGACAGACACUCACUCACUGACAGAUACACACACACUCACUGACAGACACACACACACACACUGACAGACACACACACUGACAGACAGACACACACACACUGACAGACGCACACACACGCUGACAGACAGACAUACACACUGACAGACACACACACUCACUUACAGACAGACACACAGACACCCACAGACAGACACACACACACUCACUGGCAGACACACACACUCACUUACAUAAAGACACACUCACUGACAGACACACACACUCACUGACAGACACACACACUCAAACUCACUGACAGACACACAGACAUAUUCACUGACAGACAGACACACACUCACUGACAGAUACACACACAGGCACACACUCACAGACACACACUCAAUGACACACAUACACACUCACACACACACUCACUGAUACACAGACAAACACACACACACAGACACUCACUGACAGACACACACACUCACAUAAACACACACACACUCACUGACAGACACACACACACACUCACUGACACGCACACAAACUCACUGACAGACACACAGACAUAUUCACUGACAGACACACACACUUACUGACAGACACACACACACACACACUUACUGACAGACACACACUUGCUGAAACACAGACAGACACACACACUCACCCACUGAAAAACACACUGACAGACACACACUUAGACAUUCUUGCACACACUCACAUUAUUGUAAUUAUUCCUGGGGAUAUUCUGUCUGGAGAUCUCCUUCCUGCUCCUCACUGCUCCCUCGCGUGCCAGGUGCUGGAAUAUGACAUCAUAUCCCGGCACCUGGCAUCACUACAGACGGCACGCACGAAUUAUAGCAGAGUAGGCACCUGCAAUGUGGGGAAAGCAAGUGCCUACUCUUCUUGGAACACUAGACAUGUACUUGUGGCUUGCUGGGCUGCAAAGCUGUCCAUUGUGGGCCGCGAGUUUGACAUGUUUGUUGAAGAGGAACAUGUCUUUGACAAAAACCACUAGUAACUUAUAUAAUGAAUGUAAAGUUGCUGAAAAUGUCAGCUCGCCCCUGCUUUCAAACAGAACAGGAUAUUUCACUGGGUCGUACCAUUCUUACUGUCAGAAAGGAAACAGGACUCUUAUUAUUACAGUGUCAGCAUUACAUUGGCAUUUCAGAGAUUGAUGUGGAUUUCAUAAAGCAGUUUUAUAUAUCUUUAUUUUAGAAAUAUAUGAUUUUACUGUAUAUGGGCAUUAUACUCAAAAGCAAAUCUUUAUGUUCUUUAGCAAUUGUCUAUACUGCUAGUAAUACAUUCAAGGUCCUUACAAAUACCGAUAAGCAAGGUUUUUGACCAUUUUUAGUUAUAUAUUUUUGUUACACCUACUGCAUGUGAGAAAAUUUUUCUUUUACUCUGAUCAGUGGUAUAGCUAGGGGGGGCAGUCAGCCUCUGGUGGGACUUUUUGGGGGGCGACUCUGGAGCACAGCACAGCUCUCUGUCUCACUUAAAAAGUGCCACCCACUUUUCGAGGUAAUCAGGGGUCCUUUAACAUUGCACCGGACCAGGCCCCUGUCAUUUUGUGAGUUCCCCCACAGCCUGCUGGGAGGAAAUUAGUUCAGGUCACCUCCUCCUUAACAGGGCGCUGCAUAGGGAUAAGGAUGAGGUGGACUGAUGAAGCCUGGAAUCUCAGACUCCCAUUGACCUCAUCAGCCAGCUCCCACUGGUGCACAGGAAACAGGAGGGUGGCUAAAAUAUGUAAAUUGUUAUUUAUAUAAGUGUGUGUAUGCGCACCUGGGUCUGUGAGUAUAUGUGAUAGUGCUUAACUGUGUGUCAGUGUGUGUAUCUGGCUGUGUGUGUCAGUGGGUAUGUGUGUCUGUUUUUGUGCACUUGUGUGUCUGUGUAUAUGUACCUGUGUGUAUGUGUACUUGUGUGUCAGUGUUUGUAUGUACCCGUGUGUCUGUGUACCUUUGUGUCAGUGUGUAUGUGUACCUGUGGAUCUUUGUAUGUGUACUUAUGUGUCAGUGUGUAUAUACCUGUGUGUGUACCUGUGGGGCAAUGUGUAUGUGUACCUGUGUCCCUGUGUAUCUGUGUGAGUCUAAUCGUGUGUGCAUAUGUGUGUAGAAAUGUAUACAUCCCAGAAUUCCAAUGCCAACACUGCACACAAAUACACCCCUGCAUUCCAACACUAACACUGCUUACAAAUACACCCCUGCAUUCCAAUGCUAACACUGCUUAUAAAUGCACCGCUGCAUACCAACAACACUGCUUACAAAUACACCCCUGCAUUCCAACGCUAACACUGCUUACAAAUACGCCCCUACAUUCCAAUGCUAACACUGCACACAAAUACACACCUGCAUUCCAAUGCUAACACUACUUACAUAUACACAUGCCACAAGCUGUGCGGAGGGGCAGGGAUAUGAAUCACGUCACAUUCCUGCUCUCUGUAUGCAACCAGCGAGACUUGGUGAUAGGGCUGGUCUGAGAGGGCCGGCAAACUCAGGGACCACCCCCGGCGGCAAAAGGUUUAGCUAUGCCACUGGUUCUAACAUUCUAACAUUCCAGACCCUGUGUGAAAUAUUGCAAUAAAAAUGACACUGUAUAUUGUGUAAGUAAUUUCACUUAUUACAUAUUAUUAUAAAGGAAGAAUGAAUAGUGAAAAUGAAAUUGUGUAAAUGUACACAUUUUUCAUUUUUAAGUUUGUCUGCAAAGCAAAAUAUACACAAAACUGUGUUAUUAUAUGUUUAUAUGCCAGAUAUGCAUCCUAUCUUCAAAUAAAUGGUAUGCUAAUAUAUUUUCAAUGAAAAACUGCUUAGUGGUGAAGGGGUUAACUAGUGUGAAAGUAUGUGGUUUCUUAAAAGACCUAUAUUUUAUUCAAUUAACUUAUUUAAAAUAUCAUCACACUAUUGUAUUCAACUUUUUUACAUGUACCCUGCAAAAAGAAUAGUUUUGAAUAUUUUGCUUUAAUUGUCCAUAUUUUAUAUACAUUUUACUUCUAGAACAAUUAACAUUUUUGUUUUAUAUUGAGAAAUCAUUUUUGAAUUUUGUUAAAAAAUGUUUGGCAUCUUUGUUGUCAAGAGAGGUGAAUGGUGGCAGGGAAGUUUUUUUUUAUAUACAGUGAGGAAAAAAAGUAUUUGAUCCUCUGCUGAUUUUGAACAUUUGCCCACUGACAAAGAAAUGAUCAGUCUAUAAAUUUAAUGGUGUUAGUGUUUUAACAGUGAGAGACAGAAUAACAACAACAAAAUCCAGAAAAACGUCAAACGAAAAAUGUCAAAAAAGUUAUACAUUGAUUUGCAUGUCAAUGAGUAAAAUAAGUAUUUGACCCCUUCAAAUUGGUACUUGGUGGCAAAACCCUUGUUGGCAAUCACAGAGGUCAGAAGCUUCUUCUAGUUGGCCACCAGGUUUGCACAUAUCUCAGGAGGGAUUUUGUCCCACUCCUCUUUGCAGAUCCUCUUCAUUAAGGUUUCGAGGCUGACGUUUGGCAAUUUAAACCUUCAGCUCCAUCCACAGAUUUUUCAUGGAAUUAAGGUCUGGAGACUGGCUAGGCCACUCCAGGACCUUAAUGUGCUUCUUCUUGAGCCACUCCUUUGUUGCCUUGGCUGUGUGUUUUGGGUCAUUGUCAUGCUGGAAUACCCAUCCACGACCCAUUUUCAAUGCCCUGGCUGAGGGAAGGAGGUUCUCGCCCAAGAUUUGAUGGUACAUGGCCAUGUCCAUCGUCCCUUUGAUGUGGUGCAGAAAUUACCCUCAAAGCAUAAUGUUUCCACCUCCAUGUUUGACGGUGGGGAUGGUGUUCUUGGGGGUCAUAGGCAGCAUUCCUCCUCCUCCUCCAAACAUGGCAAGUUGUGGCCAAAGAGCUUGAUUUUGGUCUCAUCUGACCACAACACUUUCUCCUGGUUCUCCUCUGAAUCAUUCAGAUGUUCAUUGGUAAACUUCAGAUGGGCCUGUACAUGUGCUUUCUUGAGCAGGGGGACCUUGCAGGCGCUGCAAGAUUUCAGUCCUUCAUGGCAUAGUGUGUUACCAAUUGUUUUCUUGGUGAUUAUGGUCCCAGCUGCCUUGAGAUCAUUAACAAGAUGCUCCCGUGUAGUUCUGGGCUGAUUCCUCACUGUUCUCAUGAUCAUUGAAACUCCACAAGGUGAGAUCUUGCAUGGAGCACCAGACCGAGGGAGGCUGACAGUUAUUUUGUGUUUCUUCCAUUUGCGAAUAAUCACACCAACUGUUGUCACUCUUUCACCAAGCUACUUGGCGAUGAUCUUGUAGCCCAUUCCAGCCUUGUGCAGGUCUACAAUCUUGUUCCUGACAUCCUUGGACAGCUCUUUGGUCUUGGCCAUGGUGGAGAGUUUGGAACCUGAUUGAUUGAGUGCUUCUGUGGACUGGUGUCUUUAAUGCAGGUAAUGAGCUGAGAUUUGGAGCACUCCCUUUAAGAGAGUGCUCCUAAUCUCAGCUCGUUACCUAUAUAAAAGACACCUAGGAGCCAUAAAUCAUGCUGGUUGAUCAAAUACUUAUUUCAUUCAUUGACAAGCAAAUCAAUUUAUAACUGUUUUGACAUGCAUUUUUCUUUUCUUUUUUUUUUUGUUAUUCUGUCUCUCACUGUUAAAAUAUACCUACCAUUAAAAUUAUAGACUGAUCAUUUCUUUGUCAGUGGGCAAACGUUCAAAAUCAGCAGGGGAUCAAAUACUUUUUCCCCUCACUAUAUGGAAAUAUGUAAUGUUUAAGGGAAUCUUAAUGGCAAUAUAAUUACAUAGAGACUUUAAAAAGAAAAAACUCUGCAUACGUUAACAGUGAGUUUUCAUGUCUACAUAAAGCAAUAUAGAUUUCUCUAUGAAAACCUCUAAUAAUUAUUUAUUUUCUGGAGAAGCCAAUUUACUGUGUAUCACACAGAUCUCGUCAUAGGUCAACUAAGAAGUUACUAAUCCACCACUCUCUGCUCUCUAGUUGAAGAUAUUAAUAUAUCUGUCUGGAAAACACUAGAUGAAAUAAAAGAAGACAAAAAUCUUUUCAAAAACGAGGGAGAGUGGGAACUUCUCAAUUUGGUGCCUCGAUACAAUAUGUUCAACGAUGAAGGAGAAGUCUUUGGAGAGGCAAAGUUUGAUGUGAGUUAAGAGUGAGGUUAAUUUUAGCAAAUAUUAAUAAAAUCCAUAUUUAUAUACCCAAUAGGUGGAUGAAGUAAUAUUAGAAAAUGUAUUAUAAUGAAACAAUUACAGCAAUUGUUUAAAUUCUGUAUCCAUAUAUAUCCUAUUACAGAUAAUUUUUAAAAGAAGAUCUGUCUUCUAUGUUGUGAAUCUGAUUUUGCCAAGUACAUUCCUCAUGGUAAUGGAUAUUGUUGGCUAUUACUUACCUCCAGAGUGUGGAGAAAGAAUCUCUUUCAAGAUUACCCUACUUUUGGGUUAUUCUGUAUUUCUCAUUAUUGUGUCAGAUACACUACCUCCAACUUCCAUCGGAACUCCUUUAAUAGGUAACACUAACAUUUUAUUUUACCUUUAUAAUGAUAACUAAGAUAAUAGAAUGUAAUGAUAUUUGUCUUCAAUCACACAGUUUUUGUUUUUUUAUUCUUGCAUGUAAUUGUUGACCAAAAAUUAUUCUAUGGGUUGAAUUUUCCCUUUUAGAAGGAUGGGGGGGUGAGGGGUGGGAGCUGCGAUGAACAAAUGAAAUACCUUUUAAUUUGUGCCGCAAUAAAUCAAUCAAUCCAGGAUUUGCCUUUGGAAUUCAAUUCAUCGAAUUUGUUCGAUCCAUUCGUUCAGGCAUAAAUUAAAAAACAUUAGAUUAGUUCGUCCUAGCCAGAAAACAUUUGUGCACAACUCAAUCUUCUAUUUUAGAAUUUUUUUUACAACUUUGAAAAAAAAUAAUAAUCGUAUAAGCCAAUCUCAACAAAAAAGAAAAGCAUGACUUCAAAAUGUAAUUUAAACAAUAGUAAAGUUUAAUAAAAUAAGUAUAAAAUAUAGUAUCGUUUGGGAAAGCAAUUCAUUGCACACCUACUGCACUGUCCUUGGCUAAAUGACUCAAUUAUGUAAUUAAUUUCCUGUCUGAAUUUCUCAUUAGUGAUGUCCCGAACGGUUCGCCUAAACUCUCACUUGAGAACGAUUUUCAGCGAGAUGGCAAAACCGGAAUAUGAGAAAUAGUGAUGUCCCGAACCGUUCGCCGAACGGUUCGCCGAACGGUUCGCCGAACGGUUCGCCGAACGGUUCGCCACGGACGGCGAACAUAUGACCCUGUACCUCACAGUCAGCAGACACAUUCCAGCCAAUCAGCAGCAGACCCUCCCUCCCAGACUCUCCCACCUCCUGGACAGCUCACUAAGAAUGCAGCUUCAAAAUGGAUGCUGUCCAGGAGGUGGGAGGGUCUGCUGCUGAUUGGCUGGAAUGUGUCUGCUGACUGUGAGGUACAGGGUCAUAUGUUCGCCAUCCGUGGCGAACCGUUCGGCGAACCGUUCGGCGAACCGUUCGGGACAUCACUAUUUCUCAUAUUCCGGUUUUGCCAUCUCGCUGAAAAUCAUUCUCAAGUGAGAGUUUCAAUAAUGGACUUGAAUCAUACAAAAUACUGAUAUAUAUGGAAACAAACAAUAACAUACAACAUGUACAUUUACCAUCUUACUAUUUUCUGUCUUAUUUCACUAGCUCUGUAUUUUAUAAUCUGCAUGGUUCUGCUUGUGAUCAGUUUAUCAGAGAGUAUCUUCGUAGUCCGAAUAGUUCAAAAAAAGAACUUCAAGACUCCAGUUCCUAAUUGGAUGAAGAAACUGGUCUUAGAGAAGAUUACGUUUUUGCUGUGUACCAAAGAUUUAAACAAAUUAAAUGAAUCACGCACCCUCAGCUCUGAAGUUUCUUGGCAAAAUGAAAAUAGUUAUACUGGUAAGUGUGAUCCCAUAAAUAUUCAGCUGCUGUUAAAUACGUAACAGGUGUCCCUGAUUGCUAAUCCCUUAUCAGUCUAUCCAUCAAUAUCCACAGGCUAUAAUGGUUACAGAGUGUUCCUUGGUUACAAAUACAAACAACACGCAGGCUUUAAUCCACAUAACACCAUACAUAAUCUAUCAGUUUUGCAAAGUUGUAUAAAAUCACUUAAUCUAAACUAAUCUAAGUAAUCUGUCUAAUAAUAAUGGAUAUUAUCUUAAACAGAACACUUUAAAUUUUAAACAAGAAUAACUGUUAAUUAUACAAACAGGGGAAGAAUCAUUAGACACACUGAAAAGAAUUCGGUUUAUUAGCCUGCAAUCUAGAGGUAUUAUCGCGAUAGGCACAUUUUUUUAUGUAUAGUAUUUUAUGUCACUAAUUUAGGUUGCUAUCAUAGUAUACUUUUAAAGGAUGCUGGUAACCUGCCUACUACCAAGGUACACCAGAAGAUUUAAUAGAUCCCCUUUUGAGUUUACUUACUAAACAGUCAACUUUAGUGAAUAAAUGGACAGUCUAAGCACCACAAUCACACAAUGAAAUAAUAUCGGGGCAUGGAUGCUGCACCUUCUGUUUUGUUGUUGUCUGUAGAGAUGUUGCGAACUGUUCGCGAACUUCCCGCGAACGGCUCGCCACGGUUCGCCACGAACCGUUCGUGGCGAACUCCGGUCAGCUGACACAUCCCGGCCAAUCUCCAGCAGACCCUCCCUCCCAGACCCUUCCACCUCCUGGACAGCAUCCAUGUUGAAGGCAGCGAACGGUUCGCGACAUCUCUAGUUGCCUGUAGUGGUGUUCCCCAAUAAUGGCUGAAAGAUAGAUAGCCACUAGGGACUUCAGACUAAAAAUAUAAUAAUUUAAUCUAUUUAAGGUCAACAUCAACAUGCCAAGUAUGCCUUUAUUUACCAAACGGUUUUCCAAUCAGUUUCAUAGACUUCUUGUAGGUAGACAUGUUGUAGUUCACAAUUUUUUAAUGGGCUUUAUUAAUUAAGGUUAAUUGUUGUACGGCAUUCUCAGUGUCAAAUGUUAACAUUUCAUCAGCUUCUAUGGCAAUGAUUUAUUUGUAUUAUUUUAUUCACAACCCUUUAAAAAUAACCCACAUUAUGUCUCCUUUUAUAUCGACAUUUCACCAAUGUGUGUCAUAACCAGCUGUCCAUCAGAUGGUGAAGUUCAUCACUAACUUUGGAAGGUUAUCACGUUUCCUGAGACAAUUUCUUGGAUAGUAAAAUUCCUGAGAAUGAAGCCCUUGCUAUGUUUUCCAGCUGGCCUGAGUUCUUCUAUGCACGUGCACAGUCAAGGAACAUAAAUAAACUCACAACAAAACACUGAACUAUCACAUAAUUUCUUCCAUGUGCAAGUCUUGGCUCUUUUAAGAUAAAGAUUUAAACAAGGAAGUACACAAUGCAGAUGGCACUCUAUAUAGACAAAAAGAUAAUACUAGUUAUUUAAAAAGGAGAAGCAUUGCUAAAUUUGAACACAAAGGAAGUUUUGGCUUUUAAGACGGAGCCUUUGAUUGGCUCAGAUUCAAGGAUAUUGGCUAAGAACCCGUGAGAGUCACAGAGGGUGCAUAUAGAUUUGUUUAUUUCAUUGACAUAGAAUACUUUGUAUUGUUUAAAAAGGUUUUUAAAUUUUAUUUGUCCAAAUGUUUUGCUUCAACCCUUCUUUCUACAAUUCAUAUUAAAUAUGGUGACCAGAAGGAACGGUAAAGCUUAUUUAUUUUUUAACUUAAUUUUUUAACUUUUAUGAAGGAUACUUAGGCCUAUUGACUGGAGUAAUGUUUUAUUUUUCUUUAUUUUUUGUGAGGCAUCAUACUAAAUUGAGUACAUAACCACACUUACAAGCACAUUAUAAGAAGGAGGGCGGAGUGGCCAUCGGGCAAACCUGGCAAAUGUCCUGUGGGCUUCAAUGAUCAUGGAUCGAGACCGACAAAGGAUAUCAGAGGACCUCUCCUGCUGGCCCAUGCAGAGCCUGGAUUAUCCAAGUGUCGGCCCUGCUAUGUGCCUUCAUGGGCCAGAGAUGAGAUCUAAGAUUUCCCUCACCGGCACACUGGCAACUUAAAUCCGGCAGAGUGUGAGGACAAGGGGGCUCUAGCCAGCAGCUCCUCUGGGUCCUGAAAGUUCCUCUAGCAAGGUCAUGCAUUCCAAGUGGCUAGUUCCUUACACUAAAAUGUAGCAAUUAACAAACAUCACUUUGAUUCUCUCAUUUCUUGUGUGCCACGAAACCCAUGUGCAAUUUGUUGGUAGGUCCAGGGAAACCAUAUAAAGGGAGUUACUAGGGGACUCUGUGGGCUGAUUGUAGAUUUAUUCUGCUAAUAUGUGGCAUCAAACUUGUUUUAACUGAGUUUUCUGUGGGAGAUAUUUACAGAACCUUUCAAUGUGCAGGCAUUAAGGGGAUAUUAAAUACAUUGAAAUACAAUAUAUGCGUAUCAGUAAGCAAUGUUUUGCAUUCAGAAAUGUCCACAUACUGACUGGGAAAACAGUAGGCUUAAGGAACAUUGCAAGCAACAUGACCACUACAACUUGCUUGCUGUAGUUGUUAUGGUGCCAUAAGUAUCCUGGCACCCCUCCAUUGUAAGAAGUCAAACCAUCUUAGAACUGUAUAACUUCUUACAUGGACUCUGCUGGGUGGUGCACCCCGGCUCAACUACUUCCUGUAGAGAGAUGGAUGCUCUCUAUCUGAACUAAACCUGGUUUUGCAGAGCUUAGCUCAUUUGCUGAGGGAAAUCACUGAUGCUCUCAACGAUAGAGCUAGCCCUGCAUUGCAGAACUCAGCUUGGGAAGGCUUGCAGAAGCUCCUUCUUUGGGGCUUACCGCUCUCUAUAGGAAGAAGUGGAGGCAGGGAGUGGUACCUGGCAUUCCCCACUUAAGAAGUCAAAGUGUUCUUAUAUGAUUUGAUCUCUUACAAUAUGGGACGCCAAGGCUCUCCUGGAACUCUGUAACAGUUAUAGUACUUGGAGAAUUACUAUAUCUGUGUGAAAGGAGCAUUUCAGGGACAAUUUAUACAUUUACACAUUUUCCACUUUGGUCAAUAUAUAUUGUUUGAAAGUAAGACAAAACACCAUCAAUCACGUGAGAAACUUAGUUUUUUCUUCUCUUCCACAGAGGAAUUGUCUAAAUACAACCAUGUCAAGAUAGAAGAUGACAAGGGAUCUGACGAAGAUAUUCUGGCAAUUGGAGGAAAGCAUACAAUUAUGGCUCAAAUCCUGAAAGAGAUAGCAUCUAUCAGAAGCUACUUAGAGAUGAGCGAUGACAAUGAUAUCACCAGACAGUGGUUGCAGAUUGUGUAUGUCUUAGACAGACUCCUAUUCCGUUUGUAUCUUUUGCUAGUAUUGACAUAUAUUGUAACCUUGUCGGUCCUUUGGUCAAAUUGCGAUGAGCCCAGUAACUUGUUGGGGUCACCAGACUAAACUUUAUGCUUUGCUAAAAAUACAUGACUUCUCAAAAGUGAUUCUGCACCAUUUCUUUUUAACAAGUUUAUUAUAGUUGACAUUUUAAUUGCAAGCAGCGUUUAACCUGACAAUGCAAACGUAAAUUCUGCUAAAAUUACACCAUAUAUGUAUACUCAUGCACUUCAAUAAUUAAUGGAUAAAAAUCAGCAAUAUUGGCACUAUGCAUGAUUCUACUUAAACAUAAAACCUGGUAAACCUGGUGAAACUUGCCUUGGAAUGCUCUGUACAGUAAAGAAUUCUCAAGGUGGCAGGAGAAUAUAAAAGCUCCCCCUAACCCUUGUUAGUAGGGCCAUAGAGACUGGGCCUCUUCUAGCUCUAUGUGGGGCCGUGGCAAAGUUUUUUUGGAUACACGGACAAAUAUGCAUUUUGCCACUCCUCUAAAAUGUGUCUUUGUCUAUGAAGGCCUGUGUGUCUCUUAACUUCCUUUUUGCCCCUCUUACUCAACCUUUUGCCCCUUUUGUUUAUAUAACCUAUUUUGUGUCUCUCUGAGGCAGCCUCCUGUGCUUCCUCAUGGUAGCGCCAACUCCGUCUCUGAGUAUUAAAACCACAGAACUGUGUAUUCCAAGGUCAACAUAUCAUGGGUAGGUAGCCUGGAGACCUCUAGCCCAGCAUUAUUAUUAACCUCUGACCCACCGGGCAGAGGUGGAGGAAGAAGAGUAAGGCUUCUAUCCUGUAUGGAUUUACCCCCACCACAAUUAGAAUGGUGAAGAAAGGAGACCAUUUGUCAAGCCACAGCCAUCGGUGGGGCCCAGUAAACCUCAGGUCAUUUUUUUAUUAAGUCCUCCAUCGAAUGUAGUUUGGCGGUUGGGUAAUAUAUCUUAACUUUCUUGAGUUAAUGUUGGUGGCCUUAUGGACUCCAUGAGUGCCCUUUUUUAAAAAAAAUUAAACUAUUUUGCCCUUUCGAAAUCUCCACUGUGGACCUGAAAGGGUUAUUUUUUAUGACAUUGCAUGUCCACUCCGGCUUUGCUAAGUAGCUAGUGCAACCUUACACUAAUCUCACACGCUAUGAAAUUUGCACCCUGAAAUUGGCUAUUUAUACAUAGGAAGUUUCUGCUACCUCACUAAGUGGAUAAUGUUAUUAUGACUCAUGCCAGCUAAUAAAUUACAUUUUGAAGUAAGAAUACAUCACCCCAAAAAAUGCAACAUCACUUCAAAUUAACUCCAGAGUAUUUGCAUAUAUAUGGGGCUGAUUGUUGCAUCUAAUGUAGUAGACAGUCAGUCAAAGGAGCUGUGACCAACAACUGGAGAUAGUUAAUCAGUAUAGAGAGGCCAAAUGCAAGUCAACAAGAAGGUCUGUGCCACAGGACCAAUCCCCAGAUUACUUGGGGAAAGUACCGUACUUUAGAUGUGGGUAGACUGGGUUGGAUUGAGUGUGUGUUUUGUGAUGAUGUCAUGCACUUGGGCCACACAUUGGAACUUCAGCUUUAAUAUGAGCACUACACAACAUAAUUGUAUAAUUAGUUUGUCAUGAAGGAUUUUUUUGUAUUGGUUCUUUCAGAGUUGAAAACACACUGAGAUAUGUGCAAGGCUAAUUAAGUCUUUACUUUUUGUAAAAUAGUAAUAGUGGAAGGCAGCAUAGUAUAGAGCAUUGAUAAUGAACAUGUGCCUUCUCAUUUCAUGCCAUGCCUGUUUGCUGGACAUGGUUUUUAACUAUAUAAGUCGGUACUCUGGCUAAUGGUUGUAAUAUUUUACUACAGCUGAGCUUUACUGAGUAGUGAUGUCCCGAACGGUUCGUUGAACGGUUCGCCACGAACGGUUCGCCGCGGACUCAUCAUUGAGUAAACUUUGACCCUGUACCUC
Pelobates cultripes (western spadefoot toad) is the source of this 21105-nucleotide messenger RNA. NCBI's taxonomy places the organism in Eukaryota, Metazoa, Chordata, Amphibia, Anura, Pelobatidae. The record is from the annotation of a GenBank genome assembly.